Aegilops tauschii subsp. strangulata is the source of this 1509-nucleotide messenger RNA. Lineage: Eukaryota; Viridiplantae; Streptophyta; Magnoliopsida; Poales; Poaceae. The record is from RefSeq and is a predicted model, not a curated record.
GAAAGAAAGAAAAACCUUGUUGUUUACCUCUCUCAGUGCCACCCGCUUUGCUUGAGCAAUUACGGAUUUCCGAAACCUGCCUUCAUUCUUUGCCCGCAGCAUAAUGCUAGUGCGCCUCCUCUAGAGCUUCCAAGUUCCUACCCGUGUCCCAAACCUCGCCGUAGAGCAGUUUACCCCGCCGACGGCGAUGGCGGCGGAAGCGUCGAGCUCGUCGGCCUUCCCAGAGGGGGAUUCGCUCCUGCGACCCCUCGCCGCGCGCGGGUGGCGCUUCCGUGACGCCACGGACGAGUCCAUCCCCCUCCUCCACGCCUCCCCUCCGUCGCCGGAGGCCCUGGAGGCCGACCUCCUCGACACGGACCUGAGGCUCUUCGGCGGGAAGUCCCUCCCCGACCGCGCCGCCGCCACCGCCACGAAGCGGCUCUCCUACCUCCACGGCCCCGUCGUCCUGCAGGUAGUUUCUGUAAGGGAUAUAUAUAGCAGCAGAGUCGAUGCCUCCUUUAAGAACCCACAGCAACGGCGCCUUCUGCGGUUUGGUCUCACGGAUGGUAUUUCUGAAGCAGUGGCCAUUGAGUUUUCCCCUAUCCCGUUCAUCACAGAAGAGAUAGCCCCAGGCACAAAGAUUCGUCUUGAGAACAAGAUUCCAGUAAAUCAUGGCAUAUUGUGCCUGAGUGCAAAAAAUGUGAGCGUCAUCGGGGGAAGUGUCCAAUCUUUGUAUGAAGAAUGGAAAAUGAACCAGAAAUUCUCGGGCUUAUCAUUGCCUGUAUUGAGGCUGUCACAAGAUGACGAUGGAGUUGGGCCUCCACCAUUUGAGAAAUUAGAUAUGGAAGCACGUCCAAACAGGACAUUCCAGUUGCAAGCACACCCCGGAAUGUUAGAAGGGAUAGAGAGAGAUUGGUGGAAUCGAUUGUUGUAUUGCUUGAGCCUCAUGGGCAUAUAUAUAGGAGUACAUGGUCAUCUUGGAGUACAAGGCAAGCGACGCAGACGGUGAGACUGGAGAAGAAUCCGAAGGCAAGCCGACGAACACCCCCCCACAGUCGUAACGGUCGAUGCAUCGCGGAAGUCGUGGCUGGAGUGAAAACCGACAAGUUUGCUCAAGCAAGGCGGUAGCCCUUGGUGCCGUUUGUCAAGGUAGCCGAGAGCGUAGGGUGGUGGAGCCGUGGUCGAGGUAGCCGUGCGAAGAACGCCGCAGUCGAUGUCGAGUCGGGGUAGCCGGUGUCGAGGAUGUCGCUGUGAAGCCGCGGGCGCAAAGAGGCGCCGAGUUAGUCAUGGGCGCAGUGGUGGCGAAGUAGUGUGCGCCGGGUAGAGGACGGUGUUGACGAGGCGUCGCGCCAGGUUUGCCAAACCCGGGGACACGUCGUAGACGAAGGCACGCGUCGGUGUUGCCAGCACCGGGCGCACUGUGGACAUACAUACAGUUACCGAGGUAAACCUCACUGGCGAGUGGGCCACGGUUGCUCCGUGCGAGGCACGAGCCCCACCUGCCAGCCUCAUCAGCAGGCCCCCAACGGU